AUGUUGGACCCAUUGCCGCCUCCCCCGGGAUGGCUGCGAGACGCUGUCGACCCUUGGGCGAUCUAUUUCAACGUCCCCGCCUUAUCGGACCAUAUCCAUGAGAUCCUGUUCUCUUUUGUUGUGUACCAGUUCAUUCACUUCGUCCUCUCCCCGUGGCUAUCUCCGCUCCUCUUUCCCCGACACUACCCCCAGCUCAACCGGCGGACGAAGCUGAACUGGGAUGUGCACGUUGUGUCGUUGGUGCAGAGCACCUUCAUCAAUGCACUGGCCCUGUGGGCUAUGUUUUCUGAUGAGGAGCGGAAGUCGAUGAAUAUCGGUGAACGCAUUUAUGGAUACACUGGGGUUUGUGGCAUGGUGGGAGCUUUCGCAGCUGGAUACUUUGUCUACGACUUGAUCAUCAGCGCGAUCUAUGUCCGGAUGUUCGGCGUCGGCAUGCUCUUCCAUGCCAUUAGUGCCCUGUGGGUUUUUAGUUUUGGAUACAGACCCUUCGUGAACUUCUACUCGCCUGUAUUCAUUCUCUACGAGCUCUCCAGCCCCUUCCUCAACAUCCACUGGUUCCUGGACAAGGUCAACAUGACCGGAAGCAACCUCCAAUGGUACAAUGGCAUGAUGCUCCUCUUUAUGUUCUUCAGCUGUCGGCUCGUCUGGGGAACCUGGCAAUCUGUUCUCGUCUACCGGGACAUGUGGUACGCCCUCAAACAAACCUGGGAUAGCUCCAGCUCCAGCCCCGGUUUCCCCGUCGACAUCUCCUCGCAGGUCUUCGGUCUGCGCGACCCCACGGCCCACUGCUCCGAGCUCGACGAAGCUUGCCGGAGUGCCGGCACCGAACUCUCCCGUUUCGCUUCUCACACCGCCGGCGGGGUCCCCACCUGGUUGGUGCUGACGUACGUCGUCUCCAACGUGGUCCUCAACUCGCUCAACUACUACUGGUUCUCGAAGAUGAUCGAGACUGUCAUGAAGCGGUUCCGCGGCCCGGCUACUCCAGCUCAGCCGCAUUCGGCAACCAAGGAAGAGAAGGUCGCCCAAUUGAAGGACGAUAUCGCGCAGAAGGCCGUUCUCGACGCGGCUGCCAAGCUGGAGCAGGAGGAAGGAAGCUUAUUCCACGGCGAUGAAAUCGACGAGAAGAUCGCCUCGGCCGUGGAUACCGGAAUUACGGACGAAUUGCGCAGGAGGAAGGCCGACUUGGCUACUUGA
Aspergillus steynii IBT 23096 is the source of this 1194-nucleotide messenger RNA. Its product is annotated as TLC domain-containing protein. Gene Ontology annotation, biological process: lipid homeostasis. The record is from RefSeq and is a predicted model, not a curated record. NCBI's taxonomy places the organism in Eukaryota, Fungi, Ascomycota, Eurotiomycetes, Eurotiales, Aspergillaceae. Gene Ontology annotation, cellular component: endoplasmic reticulum; membrane. The coding region runs from base 1 to 1194 and encodes 397 amino acids. The transcript has 2 exons.